GCUCGGGCGGAGGGAAGGGGGAGGGAACUAGAGGAGGAGGAGGUUAGCCGAGGCAGCUACAGCGGCGGCGGCGUAGGGGCUGGUACGCGCUGGGCGGCGAGAGCCUCAUGGCGGAGGAAGAGAGCGAUCAAGAGGCCGAACGCCUCGGAGAAGAGCUCGUGGCCAUUGUGGAGUCACCGCCAGGCCCUGUUGGGCUCAGAGCUGCGGGUGACGGCAGAGGUGGCGCUGGCAGCGGCAGCUGCGGUGUCGGCGGCUUUGGGAUCAGCAGUCGGGAUUACUGCCGACGCUUCUGUCAGGUGGUUGAAGAUUAUGCUGGAAGAUGGCAGGUCCCUUUGCCACAGCUUCAGGUUCUUCAGACUGCACUUUGCUGUUUCACAUCAGCCAGUGCAUCAUUCCCAGAUGAAUGUGAGCACGUACAGUAUGUUUUGAGUAGCCUUGCUUUGAGCUUCUUUGAGUUGCUGCUGUUCUUUGGAAGAGAUGAGUUUUAUGAAGAGCCACUAAAGGAUAUUCUUGGAUCAUUCCAGGAAUGCCAGAAUCACCUCCGCAGAUAUGGAAAUGUGAAUCUGGAACUGGUGACUCGAAUCAUUAGAGAUGGUGGCCCAUGGGAAGAUCCAGUGUUGCAAGCUGUUCUUAAAGCCCAGCCAGCAUCUCAGGAGAUAGUGAACAAAUAUUUAAGUUCUGAAAAUCCACUGUUCUUUGAACUACGUGCCAGAUACCUAAUUGCUUGUGAACGCAUACCUGAAGCAAUGGCUCUUAUCAAAUCUUGUAUAAAUCACCCAGAAAUCAGCAAAGACUUGUACUUCCAUCAAGCACUCUUCACAUGUCUGUUUAUGUCACCUGUAGAAGAUCAACUAUUCCGGGAGCAUUUAUUGAAAACUGAUUGUAAGAGUGGAAUUGAUAUCAUCUGUAACACUGAAAAAGAAGGCAAGACUAUGUUAGCUUUGCAACUCUGUGAAUCUUUUCUUAUUCCGCAGCUCCAGAAUGGGGAUAUGUACUGUAUCUGGGAGUUGAUUUUCAUAUGGAGUAAACUCCAGCUUAAGUCUAAUCCUUCAAAGCAAGUUUUUGUAGAUCAAUGCUACCAGCUUUUAAGAACAGCAACUAAUGUGAGAGUCAUAUUUCCUUUCAUGAAAAUCAUUAAAGAUGAGGUUGAAGAAGAUGGCUUACAAAUCUGUGUCGAAAUAUGUGGUUGUGCCCUACAACUAGAUCUUCAUGAUGAUCCCAAAACUAAAUGUUUAAUAUAUAAAACAAUUGCACAUUUUUUGCCAAAUGAUUUGGAGAUCCUCAGGAUUUGUGCACUCUCAAUAUUUUUUCUUGAGCGCUCCCUGGAAGCUUACCAUACUGUUGAAGAGCUUUACAAACGUCCAGAUGAGGAAUAUAACGAAGGCACAAGUAGUGUUCAAAAUCGAGUUCGUUUUGAAUUACUUCCGAUUUUGAAAAAGGGAUUGUUUUUUGAUCCUGAAUUCUGGAACUUCGUAAUGAUUAAGAAAAAUUGUGUAGCAUUAUUGAGUGAUAAAUCAGCAGUUAGAUUUCUAAAUGAAAGUACACUGGAAAAUUCUACAGGUAAUCUGAAAAAGGCAGUGGAACAGCAAGGUUUAGAUGAAGGGCUUGACUCUCUUACCGAUCAGAGCACUGGAGAGCCUGAUCCUGAUGAUUUGUCUAGAGUGCAACCUAAGGGUCACAUUAAUACAAAGAAAAAUCUUAUGGCUCUUAAUGUUUCCAAAGUAGAUCACAAUGUCCCAAGGCAUCGGUGUAUGUUAUGUAACAAGGAAUUUCUAGGCGGUCACAUUGUAAGGCAUGCCCAGGCUCAUCAGAAAAAGGGCAGUUUUUCAUGUGUGAUAUGUGGUAGGAAAUUUAGAAACAAAGGACUUAUGCAGAAGCAUCUAAAGAAUCAUGUUAAGAAAAUACAAAGACAGCAAAUUGCUGCAGCUCAACAGGAGGAUCAAGAAAUCCCCGCUGUGGAAGAAAUAAAUUGUUCCGAUGCUUUCAUUUCGUUUGAGAAUGGGAAUUCUGAUAAUAAGGAUUUGGAAGCAGACACAAUUACUGCUUCCAGUGAUGGAAACAAAGAGGUCAUCCCUGCACAUGUGGCUGAAUUCAUUGAAAUUCCCGUAAGUGUAUCCGAAGAUGUAAUUGAGAACAUGAUUGAAAAUGGGAAUCCUGAUACUUCUUUAAAUAAUGUCUCAGAAACUUUGCCUGUAUGUGAGGAUGACUAUGAGGAGGAAGAGGAGGAAGAAGGUGAUUAUGAAGAAGACGAUUAUGACCUGAAUCAAGAAACUUCCGUACUUCAUAAAAUCAAUGGAACUGUGUGCCAUCCAAAAGAGAUAUAUGCUACAGAUCAAGAAGGGAACUUUAAGUGCCCUGCUCUUGGUUGUGUCAGGAUAUUUAAAAGAAUCGGAUUUCUAAAUAAACAUGCAAGGACUGUACAUCCAACUGAUUUAAAUGUGCGGCAAACAGUAAUGAAGUGGAGCAAAGGAAAAUGCAAAUUCUGUCAAAGGCAAUUUGAAGAUUCUCAACAUUUUAUAGAUCACCUUAAUAGACACAGCUACCCAAAUGUGUACUUCUGUUUGCAUUUUAAUUGCAACGAGUCAUUUAAGUUGCCAUUCCAGCUUGCUCAGCACACAAAAAGUCACAGGAUAUUUCAAGCUCAGUGUAGUUUUCCAGAAUGUCACGAGCUUUUUGAAGAUCUUCCUCUGCUCUAUGAACAUGAAGCUCAGCACUAUUUGAGUAAAACACCAGAAUCCUCCGCACAACCAAGUGAAACAAUUCUUUGGGAUGUUCUUACAGACUCAAAUCCGAAUCAUCAGGAAAAAGACUCAUCUAGUAAUGAGAAACAAACUCUCACUCUGCCAGUUUCUACUAGCAAAUCAAGGAAAGAUUCCAUAGAACCAAAGACGUGUACAGAAAGUAUGGAGAAGAAAACAGAUGGUUUAGUUCAGAAUGGAAAUGAACAUUCUGACGACACUGUUUCUGAUAUAAGCUUGAUAGACCAAAAGAUGCCUGACAUAGAGCCAAAUCCUGAAAGUAAUUAUAGUAUUAGUGAUUUAGUCAAUGGACACAGUGGAACAGAGCAGACACCUUUAGUUUCGUCAGAGCCUGCUUUGAAAACUGAUACAAAUAGAAUCAGGACAGAAAAUGGUUCCAUUUUACCCAGUGUUGUACCACAAGAACAUAAUACCCUGCCAGUAUCUCAGGCACCUUCCAAACCAAAUCUGACGAGUGAACAUACUUCAUAUGGCUUAAUUUUAACAAAGCCGUAUGUCAGACCACUGCCUCCCAGUUACCUUGAUGAACGGUACCUUAGUAUGCCAAAACGCAGAAAAUUUCUGACUGAUAGAGUAGAUGCCUGUUCUGAUCAAGAUAACGUUUGUAAAAAAUCCGUGAAAAGAUUAAGAUGUGGCAAAUGCCUGACCACCUACUGUAAUGCAGAAGCACUUGAGGCUCACCUUGCACAAAAGAAAUGUCAGACACUCUUUGGAUUUGAUUCAGAUGAUGAAAGUGCCUGAUAAAAAUGUUUCAGAAUGAUCUGUCGAUCAAGCAGUAGUGUGAGAAAAGCACUGCAAGAAAUUGCAUCAUCAGUUUGCUAUUUUCCUGAUGGCCUUAAUUUUCAAGCGGUCUUGGAUUUACUAAAGAUAAAGACAAAGCACAUUUUCUAGAAUGAACUCAGAGAGGAGAUGUGCUGGUUUAGACUCCAAAAGGGUUAUUAAAAAACUCCCAAAGUACCAGUUAUCCAGAAAACCACAUUUUUUAAAAAGUUGAUGACUAUUAAUGCAGCAUGUUCAGUUUUACCUAUGUGAGAAACAUGUUCGGGCAACUAGUCAGAAAGGAAAACCAGCUAUGGCCUUACAGAAAGGGAAAAGUUAACCAGUUAUUAAAAAAAAGGGGGGGGGGAAGUGGGGGUGGUUUACAAUAAACAGCUUAAAGUAUUCUACAAAAGAAAUUUGUUUUCUUGUCAUGCAUAAUCAGAUUAUGUCCUCCCCUUCUCGUCAAACACGGUUUAAAGAACUAUUGGUAUUUGGUUUAUUAUAAUUUAAAAACUGAUACAUGAAAAUAAAAUUUGAUUUAUCACCAUGCUAUCCAUAAAAGAUUGUAACUUGUUUCCAGAUGAUUGAUUAGACAGGAUAGAGUUCAAUGAAUGGCAUGCCAGCACUGAAAAUUAAACAAAAGAAAACAAAACACUUUGCUAAUAAGCUCCACUUUCCAUUUUGGUAAUACCAAUGAGUUGUAUUUAAAGGCAGCAGUGUCAAAUAGAAAAAGAACCAUCAGUAACUUUGAGGAGAGAUGGGAGGAAUCUAAGACCAUUAAAGGCUAUCUAAUUGAAGGAAAACACUGAAUUGCAAAUAACUCAAUGUGAAUAAUGGUAUAAGCACACUGGGAUAUUUCUAUUUGUAUAUAGAGUAGUGUUAGGACAUUGCUUGAUGAUUCAUAGUAAGGUCCUUUUAGACAUUAAUGUGAGUUAUCUAAGUACAGUCCUAUAAAAAUAACUGGCUGUAAAAAAAAUAUGUCAGCUAAAAUCAGGUCAAGAAUUCAUUGGUUUUAUUCAGUUAGGAGAGUUAAUUCUAAAAUAAGCCAUACUACUCAUGCUUUCUUAUUUAUUAGUGAUGAAUUUGGUCUGAAUAGUAAUUUUUAUAUAUAAAAGGAAAUAUGUACACAAAAAUUUGCACAGCAAGAACAGUUAAGAUAUAUUGAUGCUUUUAUUUUCCUUGAUUACCAGUAAUUUUCCUAAGGAAGAUUUUAACUUACUAGUCAAUGAAUUGUUCAAACACAAAAUGUUUUUUAAAAUACCCUCUCAGAUACGUUCCACUUGUACAUUCUCUAAAAGAGGAAAUUUAGUGAUCUUUUACCUAGUAGUGUGUUAAUCUAUAGCAGGGAUAAAAUGAACAAAAAUACAAAGGCAAAUUCUUAAAAAAUGGAGCUACUAAUGUGCCAUCGUCAACCAAAUAUUCCAGUUAUUCAAACAGACACGUUUUUGUUCAAAGCAGAUAAUCUUGUCAGACCUUAGUAUUAUAGCUUCUUUAAUGAAGUCACUAAGGAAGGGGCAUUUCUUCAAGGUAGCAUCCAGACUUUAUCAAGUUGGGAUUUCCAGGCCAUGAGGAUUUUUAAAAAUUCCCAAUUUUAUUAUUUAUUCAUUCACUACUAUGCAAGUGAUAGUCACAAGUCCAUUCCAAUCAAAUUUAAGUUUUUGUUUUGUUGUGUAGCCUACAUUAGGCUGUGGGAUUUACAUUUAAAUGACACAUAAGUAAAUGCAACUCAAUCAGAUUUUUAAAUCCAUUAAGGUCAACUAAAAAAAAAAAAAUGUUUUCCGUAUUUCCUAAAGCUAAAAAUAUACUUGAGUUCUAUUUCAGUUCAAUAUAAAGUACAUCAUGUAAUAAAAAGUCUGUUUGGACACUAUUUGGACAGUGAGGUUUUUUUUUAAUAUAAUUUCUGCUUUGUAUAUUUUCCAGAAGUUUAAAAUUACAAUUUAGCAUUUUAUCACAUCUUUUAACUUUCACUUUUUAUAAGUUGUGACUAUUGACAUAAAUCCAUGUCUGAAAAUUGUUAUUUUUAUUCAUUAUGCAGUUCAUAUCAAGAGGUUUUAAACAUAUUCCACUUGUUAAUUUUAUUUUUAAUUUGAGGUUUUAUUUCUACUUUUGUGUUGCUAAGGGAAAACUAUUUCUGAAACAUUGAGAUCAAAUUGGCCUAUAAAUAAUUAAAUCAAGGAAUGUUUUAUAAAAACCUAUUUGGCUAUGCUGUUCUAAACCUCUUUAUAUAAUCCUCAAAUAAUUGCUAUUGAAAGAAUGUGUACAUUUCAUCAUGUAUGUCUUAUAAAGCAUAAACUUACAUCAUUUUGCUUUUGUGGGGUGCAUAAACUUCCAACAGUUCUCAUUGGGGAUUUGGAAGAAAAGGAAGCUUUCUUAUUCCUCAGUUCUUCUCUUUUACUUUUCUACUUCUUCUAUUUUGAGGAUGUGUUUAUCUUACAUGGACCAAGUUUCAAUCUUUUUUUUUUUUAAUAAAAAUUUCCUUCAAAACAUUAAAUAUUAACUUUCUGCUGUCUCAGUAAGGUCAAGAAAAUAGCAAAUCUGAAUUUUUGCUGCUCAGAUAUUACAGAAAAGAGGGAUCUCCGUGGACAAGGACACUGGUACUUUGGGUUCUAGCCAUAUCCAUUUUUUUAAACCACCGAUUAUAUGAGUAGAUAACUUAUAACACUGAACUUGUGAUUCUUUUCAAAUCACACUUGAAGGUUCAGCCGUACUCAUUUCAUGUUUGGUUUAAACUGUUGUAUGGAUGAAAAACCUAAAAGGGAUGAUAGUGUUUAUCUUUUAAUUUAUUUGGUACUGUAAAACACCUUUUCAGAAUGCCUAAAUGCUGCAUAUGCAUUUUGGAAUUGUUAAUAUGUGAAAGAUAUUACAGAUUCAGCAAGAAAGGAAAUUUGUGCUUCCUUGUUGAACAUUAAAUUAUUUUACUUUGCAUUUUAUAAGAGUACAAAUUAAAACUGAGCCAUUGAACUGCAAUAAUUCAACAAUAGCGUCUCAUUUCAAGAAAUUUUUUGUACUGUACAUAGAC
This is a messenger RNA of Prionailurus viverrinus (fishing cat), 6537 nucleotides long. It is a transcript of the gene ZNF654, whose product is annotated as zinc finger protein 654. Gene Ontology annotation, biological process: regulation of transcription by RNA polymerase II. Gene Ontology annotation, cellular component: nucleus. Lineage: Eukaryota; Metazoa; Chordata; Mammalia; Carnivora; Felidae. The coding region runs from base 108 to 3500 and encodes 1130 amino acids. The transcript has 9 exons. Gene Ontology annotation, molecular function: DNA-binding transcription factor activity, RNA polymerase II-specific; DNA binding. The record is from RefSeq and is a predicted model, not a curated record.